Molecule: messenger RNA, 1039 nt
Organism: Camelina sativa (false flax)
Lineage: Eukaryota; Viridiplantae; Streptophyta; Magnoliopsida; Brassicales; Brassicaceae
Source: RefSeq, a predicted model, not a curated record
GCGUCAUUCUUACGUUUUUUUUUUUCUUCUAUAAGUUUCACAGCGAAGCUUAGUUAGAAAAAAAAAAAAAGACUUUUGAAAGCAAUCAAAUUUAAUCUUUCAACGACACUUUCUUCAACUAACACUAAGUUGUUGUUGUUGCUCUUUCUUCUCAUUCCCCUUAGAUCUCUUUCUUUUUUUAACUUGAGAGUCUUAUCCCUUUGGAUUUUUAUUCGAUUUUGAUUUCGAUUCCUCUGUUUCCAUCUGCUCUGAUCUGGGUUUUUCCUCUUCCUACUAACUUUACAUUGUUUGGGUUUUAGAAACUGGUGGAGUUAGAUCGAUUCAAAAACCCUCCCCCAAGAUAAGAUUUUAAUAAAUAAAUAAAAAGAGAAAGCUUUUACAGGUCUUUUUUGGGUUUUCUUGUCUCAUUCUGACCAAUGGGUUCACAGGUUUCUUGUCUAGUUGCUUAAUGCCUUUUGGUUAGGUGGAGUUGAAUUGAGUUAUGAGAAGAGGUAGAGGAAAAGGCAAGAGGCAGAGCGCUUCUGCUAGAGAAGAUCGAGGAAGCGGCGAGGAAGAGAAGAUUCCAGCUUACAGGAGAAGAGGGAGGCCACAGAAGCCGGUGAAAGAUGAAAUCGAGGGAGAAGAGGAAGAAGAGCUAGUGAAGAAGAAGACAGAAGAGGAAGAAGAAGAGAAGGAUGAUGGUUCAGUAACAAGUAAAGAAGAUGUGACAGGGAAUGGGAGGAAGAGGAAGAAACCAGUAGAGUCUAAAGAGAGCAAUCUAACCGAAGAAGAGAAUGCUAUAGGAUCCAAAUCAAGCACAGAUGAUUCGACGAAAUCAUCCUUGUCUAUUGGGUUUAGGCAGAAUGGGAGCAGAAGGAAGAACAAACCAAGACGAGCUGCUGAAGCUGUUUUUGAAUGUAAUGGGGUUUGAAAACGCUCUUGAAACCACCUUUUUUGGUGUUCUUUGUUUGGUUACACCUUUGCUGUUAGAAACCCAAGUUUAAUGCGGGGUGCAUUUUGGUUUUCACUACAUGGAAUCAAAAUUUCGAUUUUUAGGACA